CGCCGCGGCGGCUGCUGCUGCCGCUGCUGUGCCGGGACACAAUGGGCGGCGGCGACGGGGCGGCGGAAGGCCGCUGAGGAGCCCCGCGGUCAUGGCCACCGCGGCCGAGCUGUUCGAGGAGCCUUUUGUGGCAGAUGAAUACAUUGAACGGCUGGCAUGGAGGACACCUGGAGGAGGUUCCAGAGGUGGAGAAGCUUUCGAUCCAAAAAGAUUAUUGGAAGAAUUUGUGAAUCACAUCCAAGAAUUACAGGUAAUGGAUGAGAGGAUUCAAAGAAAGGUGGAGAAACUAGAACAGCAGUGCCAGAAAGAAGCCAAGGAAUUUGCCAAGAAGGUACAAGAGCUGCAGAAGAGCAACCAGGUUGCCUUCCAACACUUCCAAGAACUAGAUGAGCACAUCAGCUAUGUAGCAACUAAGGUCUGUCACCUUGGCGACCAACUGGAGGGGGUAAACACGCCGCGGCAACGGGCUGUGGAGGCUCAGAAGCUGAUGAAAUACUUUAAUGAGUUUCUGGAUGGAGAGCUGAAGUCUGAUGUUUUUACAAACUCUGAAAAGAUUAAAGAGGCAGCUGAUAUUAUUCAGAAACUGCAUUUGAUUGCUCAGGAACUGCCUUUUGACAGGUUUUCUGAAGUAAAAUCAAAGAUAGCAAGUAAGUACCAUGACUUAGAGUGCCAGCUAAUUCAGGAGUUUACCAGUGCACAGCGGAGAGGUGAAAUAUCCAGAAUGAGAGAAGUAGCAGCUGUCCUGCUUCAUUUUAAGGGCUAUUCCCAUUGUGUUGAUGUGUACAUAAAACAGUGUCAAGAGGGUGCAUUCCUGAGGAAUGAUGUGUUUGAAGAUGCAGCCAUUCUCUGCCAGCGAGUGAAUAAGCAAGUUGGAGAAGUCUUCAGCAAUCCAGAGACUGUGCUAGCCAAACUCAUCCAAAACAUCUUUGAAGUUAAACUUCAGAGUUAUGUAAAGGACCAGCUGGAAGAACACAGGAAAUCGGAUGCAGAGCAGUAUCUUAAGAAUCUUUAUGAUCUAUAUACAAGAACUACUAAUCUUUCAAGCAAAUUGAUGGAAUUUAACUUGGGUACUGAUAAGCAGACUUUCUUGUCUAAGCUUAUCAAAUCCAUUUUCAUUUCCUACUUGGAGAAUUACAUUGAGGUGGAAAUUGGUUAUUUGAAAAGUAGGAGCGCUAUGAUUCUGCAACGUUAUUAUGAUUCCAAAAACCACCAGAAGAGGUCUAUUGGCACUGGAGGGAUCCAGAUCCACAAAAGGACUGAAGCAAAAUUAAGUAUUCAAGACCUCAAGGAAAGGAUAAGGCAACGUACCAACUUGCCACUGGGGCCGAGCAUUGACACCCAUGGAGAAACUUUUCUCUCACAAGAAGUGGUGGUGAACCUUUUGCAGGAAACCAAGCAAGCUUUUGAGAGAUGUCACAGACUCUCUGAUCCGUCUGACUUACCGAAGAACGCUUUCAGAAUUUUUUCUAUGCUUGUAGAGUUCUUAUGCACUGAACACAUUGAUUAUGCAUUAGAAACAGGCCUUGCUGGCAUUCCCUCUUCUGAUUCAAAGAACGCGAAUCUUUAUUUCCUGGAUGUUGUCCACCAGGCCAAUACUAUUUUCCAUUUGUUUGACAAACAGUUCAAUGAUCAUCUGAUGCCAUUAAUCAGUUCGUCUCCUAAGUUAUCCGAAUGCCUUCAGAAGAAAAAGGAUAUCAUAGAACAGAUGGAGGUGAAGCUGGAUAUGGGCAUUGAUCGGACUUUGAAUUGUAUGAUUGGACAGAUGAAGCACAUCUUGGCUGCAGAGCAGAAAAAGACAGAUUUUAAACCAGAAGAUGAAAACAACGUUUUGAUUCAAUAUACUAAUGCUUGUGUUAAAGUCUGCAGCUACGUUAGAAAGCAGGUGGAAAAGAUUAGGAAAUCUAUGGAUGGCAAGAACGUGGACACAGUUUUGAUGGAGCUUGGAGUUCGUUUCCAUCGACUCAUCUAUGAACACCUGCAGCAAUACUCCUACAGCUGCAUGGGUGGCAUGUUGGCUAUUUGUGAUGUGGCUGAAUAUAGAAAGUGUGCCAAAGACUUCAAGAUUGCUCUGGUGUUGCAGCUCUUUGAUACUUUGCAUGCACUUUGCAAUCUUCUGGUUGUAGCCCCGGAUAACUUAAAGCAAGUUUGCUCAGGUGAACAACUUGCUAAUCUGGACAAGAACAUCCUUCACUCCUUUGUUCAGCUGCGUGUUGAUUAUAGGUCUGCACGUCUUGCUCGUCACUUCAGCUGAGAGCACAGGAGGAAAUGUACCUAUGGGCAGGCCUCAGAAAGCACAGGGAAUGUUUUCUUACCAAACCACAGCUGUAACUUUUGUGGAAUAAUGACUGUUCAGAAUAAAACAGCCAUAUUUAGACGUGACAAUGUAGAAUGCUAGCAAGUGAAAAUCUGAAUGAUACGUAAGCUAAAGUUCUCCCACUGAUGAAUUUUAGCACGACUACUUGCUACUGAUUUAUUUUUUUUUUUAAUUGGGUGUGUUGGUGUGGGGAAGCAAGUGGUCCAUGGGAAGUAUCUUAGUCUUCAGUAUUGAAUCAUCAGAUACCAUUUGUUAGAGUUUGAACUACAGAGCAUAGCGUAGGUAAUGGAUUACAUAGAAUAGACCAGUGUAACAACAUUCUUCAUCAAUUUUAAUGACUUAGACUUCAGCACAGCUAAUCAUAAUCAAAUUAUCUUUGAUUGGUGUUUCUAAGUCAUUUCUUUCAUUUAAAACGUUAUCCUGCCCAAUGUAAUUUCUUGCUCUAAUUAAUUAGUUGGGAAUUUCUUUGAGAUAUAGAAGUAAAAGGAACAGUAUCCCACAAAGAUGUAAUUUAUUCAUUGUGUAGCAUUCUAAACAUAACUAACGUGGUGGAAAGAUUUUAUUUUUUUGGUUCUUUGGUUUUGGGUUGGUUUUUUUUUUUUUUCACCUAACAGUCAAGGGCCCACUGAAAAAUAUUGGUAUUGUAUGACCUGACAUUCUUGUUUCUCUCUGCUUGAUAUUGGAACACUGAAUUUGAUAGAUGCUCCUGAAGUGCAGCUGCCUUGUCUGGGCUUUGUUACUACAAGGUGAAGGUGCCUGUGGUUGGAUUAAUACAAUUUUUUCCUGUCUCUCAUUUUAUAUAUAAAUAAAUUGAGAUUCUAACAAGUGAAAGGAUAAAAAUGUAGCCCAAGUGUUCAUUUAUCUACAGGAGGAAUGGACUGCAGCUCUAGCAAAAUCCGAAAGGUGAAAUGUACUGUGCUGAUGAUAAUUGAUCCUUGGUGCCUGAGCAAUAUGAAAUGCUGAAGUGUGCAAAAGUUUCUCUCCCCCUGCUCGUAAUUUUAAUAUUGGAGACAGACUACUUCUGCAUCAGUUCUACUACAGCAUUUAUUCAAGGUGCUUCUGAGAUGGACCACAUUGUGUGCCAAGAGAGAGUUGAAGCACUGGUGGUUUGAAACAUCUAGGGUAGCUUUUCCUCAAGCAGUUGAAAAUUGUUGUAAAUAGACCUUUGUUCAGAACAGACUCAUGGAAAACAGGUUGGGACUGCUGUGGACUGUCUUCAAUCUGACUCACAUCGUCUCCAAACAGAUCAUCUGUAACACUUUUAUUUCUACUGCGGGCUCAGCGUGCAUUAUGAAAACCUUUCUCUCCCAUCUUCAGAGCAGCAAUCCUAUAGAUUUGCUUUAAGGGUUGGUCAAAUCAAAUUAUUUUUGUUAAUGGCUUCCCAGGUGUAGUCAAUAUUGACAGACUCGUGCGGAACUCUUCUUGGUUAGUUGAGGUUCUUCUGCUUCAUUUUCCAUUUAGCAGAGCACUCUAUCAGUAAACAAGAGCUUGGAUGCCAGGCUUUCUCAAAGUGUUCUGGGAGCCUGGCUGCUUUGUUGAGCUGCAGAGCUCUAUUCCUUGGCCAUGGCAAAGCCACAAAGAGUUUGGGAUGCUGGAGGAGGCCCAUGCUUGUACUGCUGCCAUUUGUUUUUUUUUCCUAAAGCUCUGAUGUGAAUUCAGAUGAUACCUCUCUGUUACCUCUGUAACUGAAAGCCAACAAUUUUAAGGCUGUGGUUUUAUUAACCAAUACAAAAUCUUUCUACAAACAAAAAAAAAAGUGUCAAUUUGUAAUAAAAAAAACUUCAGAACAGUGAACAUCACUUUGAGAUCACAGAUCACAGAAGUGCUUCAGAAUUUGUUGUAUGGUUGUUUGGACUUAUUUUAAGGUUGUAUGAAAUGUGUAUUUACCAUAUUUCUUGCUUUAUUAGCUGUGUUUCCCAUGAAUGUGCUCAGUGCAAUAUUUCAUUAUGCCUGUUAACAGGAGGCAACAAAAAGUAGGUGAAUACUAGAACAUACAUAUGUAAACUCUUCCUCAAUAAAAAGAAUUUCCUCCAGAUAA
Molecule: messenger RNA, 4352 nt
Organism: Tympanuchus pallidicinctus (lesser prairie-chicken)
Lineage: Eukaryota; Metazoa; Chordata; Aves; Galliformes; Phasianidae
Gene: EXOC5
Product: exocyst complex component 5
Exons: 19
Coding region: 92-2251 (719 amino acids)
Biological process (GO): exocytosis; Golgi to plasma membrane transport
Cellular component (GO): cytoplasm; exocyst
Source: RefSeq, a predicted model, not a curated record